Marmota monax (woodchuck) is the source of this 2305-nucleotide messenger RNA. RefSeq names its product solute carrier family 15 member 3 (gene Slc15a3). Bases 302 to 1840 code for a protein of 512 amino acids. Gene Ontology annotation, molecular function: transmembrane transporter activity. The record is from RefSeq and is a predicted model, not a curated record. NCBI's taxonomy places the organism in Eukaryota, Metazoa, Chordata, Mammalia, Rodentia, Sciuridae. Gene Ontology annotation, cellular component: lysosomal membrane. The transcript is spliced from 6 exons. Gene Ontology annotation, biological process: transmembrane transport.
CCACAGUUAAGGAAGACCAGCCAACCGGGGAGACCAGCAGGAAAGAGGGGGAGGGGCAGCGAGGUGGAGAGGAAGGGUUGAAAGGAAGGGGAGACAGGGUCAGGGUGCAGGAAGGAGAGGACAGGGCCCGGGGAGACCUCUGGGGAGGACAGCAGAGCGAGGAGGAGCUGGGAGUGGGAAGGGGAGAAGGGAGGAGGAGGUGGAGGAGUGAACGGAGGGGUAGAGAGGAAGACAGGACGGGGAAGUGGGGUUAGAGGGCUAGAAAGGAGGGCGAGGCCCGGGGCCCAGGCGGGCGCCCAGGAUGCCCGGGCCGCGCCCCGCGGAGCAGUCCCGCAAUCCUGGGGAGCGCCGGCCGCUGCUGGCGCGCGGCGCGCGGGGUCCCCGACGGUGGCGGCGGGCGGCGGCGACAGCGGUGCUGCUGGUGGCGAUGCUGGAGCGCGCCGCUUUCUUCGGCGUCGCCGCCAACCUCGUGCUGUACCUCAACAGCGGGAACUUCAACUGGGCGGGCGAGCAGGCGUCGCUCGCCGCGCUCGUCUUCCUGGGCGCCUCCUACCUGCUGGCGCCCGUGGGAGGCUGGUUGGCGGACGUGUACCUGGGCCGCCACCGCGUCGUCACCAUCAGCCUGCUACUCUACCUGGCCGCCUCGUGCCUGCUGCUCGCCACCUCCAUCCCAGAUGGCCGCAGCUCCUUCUGCGGAGAGAUGCCCGAGUGGCCGCUGGGACCCUCCUGCCCCUCUUCUGACUGCCAGCACGCCCUGCCCAGCCCCUACUGCGCGCCCACCCUCUACGCCACACUGCUGCUGCUCGCCCUGGCUGCCAGCUCCGUGAGAAGCAGCCUCACCUCUUUCGGGGGCGACCAGGUGAUGGAUCUUGGCCGCGAUGCCACCCGCCGCUUCUUCAACUGGCUUUAUUGGAGCAUCAACCUGGGGGCCGUGUUCUCGCUGCUGGUGGGGUCCUUCAUCCAGCAGAACAUCAGCUUCCUGGUGGGCUACAGCAUCCCCGUGGGCUGUGUGGGCCUGGCCUUCUUCAUCUUCCUCUUUGCCUCCCCUGUCUUUAUCUCCAAGCCCCCCACGGGCAGCCAAGUGUCCUCCAUGCUUAAGCUUGCCCUCCAGAACUGCUGCCCCUGGCUGUGGCACCGACAUGCUGCCAGAGAUGCUCAAGGUGCCCACCUGCUGCCUGACCACAGAUAUCCCCAGCCUGGUCCUUCUCAUGAAGAGGACAUUGCCAACUUUCAGGUGCUGAUGAAGAUCUUACCUGUAAUGGUGACCCUGGUGCCCUACUGGAUGGUGUACUUCCAGAUGCAGUCCACCUACGUCCUGCAAGGCCUCCACCUCCACAUCCCCAACAUAUUCCCAGCCAACCCUGCCAACAGCUCCCCGGCUCUGAGCAGCAGCGGCGGCGGCUACAGGUUUCCAGAAGCCUGGCUCCUGCUGGCCAACGUGGUGGUGGUGCUGAUCCUCGUCCCUCUGAAGGAUCACUUGAUUGAUCCUUUCCUGCUGCGGCGGGGGCUGCUUCCCUCGGCUCUGCAGAAGAUGGCUCUGGGGAUGUUCUUUGGUUUCACCUCCGUCAUUGUAGCAGGGUGUGGUGGUGCAUACCUGCAACCCCCAGCAACUCAGGACGCUGAGGCAAAGGAUCACAAGUUCAAGGAGACCAGCCUUGUCAACUUAGCAAGACUGUCUCAAAAUCAAAAUCAAAAGGGCUGUGGAUAUAGCUUAUUGUGUACAGUGCCCCUGUGUUCAAUCCCCAGUGCUGCAAAAAAUAAAAGGGUGGGGUGGAGAGGGGGUUGGAGUAGAUUUUUCAAAGAUGCACUCACUGCCUCUUGGCGACAAAUCAGGACUUAAAAAAAAAGAAAUCCUCUUCCUUCUUCUAUUUCAAAAGCAUUUGAAGCCUCUGUGUGUGUGUGUGUAAAACGCUAGGCUGGGACAGCACUUGCCUACCAGACAUGUGAGAUCCCGGGUUUGAUCCCCAACACCACAAAAAUCAACCAACCAAUGAGUAAAAUGUAAAAAUAAACCUAAAGGGGUCAGGUAAGGAAGGCUUCAUGCUGUUUCUCAACCUGAAGCCUUUCACCUAGGGGUUCUGUGAUCCUGAAGUUACAUCACAUCUCCAAGCUGCACCUUCUAAGCAGGGAUAGGAAUGCAUUGAGACCUGGAGGGGGGCCAGGCUCUGCCUUCAUAGUUGGGUGUGGUGAGGAUUAGAGGCGAUGGAGUCUGCGUAGCACCUAUAAUGUGACUGGAUCCCAAGGUGAAGCUGAAGAAAUUGAAGCUCAAUAAACAGUAUUAUGUUGAAAUAUGAAAAUCAAGCUA